Messenger RNA from Podarcis muralis (Common wall lizard), 2929 nucleotides. RefSeq names its product hemogen (gene HEMGN). Gene Ontology annotation, biological process: cell differentiation; regulation of osteoblast differentiation. Gene Ontology annotation, cellular component: nucleoplasm. Lineage: Eukaryota; Metazoa; Chordata; Lepidosauria; Squamata; Lacertidae. The record is from RefSeq and is a predicted model, not a curated record.
GAAUGGCUUCGACUGGCUGGCUAAACCAAGAGAGGGUAGCCAAUGGGUCUCAAACCCUCGGUCAGUUAGGGAUUUCCCCUGCAUGCGAAGACAGGUUCCAGCAGAUUGAGUGAAUGAGACUUAUAAUGAGUCCAAUAGCCAAGAAGGCAGUUUCUGCAUAUGCCAUAGAUGUAGAGGGAAGUGGUGGUCAGAUGGGGCUUGCCAGCCUGGGAGAAGGAAAAAACUGAUCCUAAACCUCCACUGUCUUCUGGGAUAUUUUCAGGAGAAAAAAGAUUAAGGAGUAACCCCUACACCAAUCCCAAGUGGAGUCCCUAAGAUGGUUGGAUGGCAGCUUGUACUACUACUGGCAACCCCUGCAGCCAAGCUGGUGCCAAACGUAUUGCUCUGCUUUCCUUAGAACCACAUCAGUGAGGGCAAGAGGAGGGUCUUGUUGCCUGGGCAGCCGCUCAGUCUUGCACCCCAGGGAGCUCACUUUGGUGCUGCUAACACAGUGGUUUGACUUCACCCCUGCAGACACACUCCAUUGUGUCUUGAGACAUUCUGUCCCUAAAUGUGGAAAAUACACUUUUGCCCUGGUGUCCAGCUUCUCUUUCUGGCCUCUCCUCACCCACUUUCCUCAAACGCCUACCAGGUCAUGCCCCUCCCCAGUCUUGCUUGCCUGGGUGAAGGCUAGAGAGAGAUGUUCAAGCGUGUGCAGAAACUAGCCUACUGUACAAAGGUAAAAUGUACAUUCAUUGCCCCCUACUUCUGUUCCUGGCCCCACUGUGGCUAGCAUGUGGGCUAGCAGAAGGCAUUGCAGGGUGAAAAAGGUCCUCCACCCACCACAUAACAAAUCCACAUUAAAAAAGAAUAAGAAGGUUUGGCAAGUGAUGGGGAAAUGUAUUGAAAAGUGUGGGAUGAACAAAAGAACAGGAAGACAGAUAAACCACCCCACAAUCAAAUCAGGAUAAAAGCAGGCUAGAUGCUCGUCAUAUAAACACCCCCGCAAACAAAUGGGAAUGAAUGUUCACUUAAAAACUGGAUAUGAUCUAACAACACUGUAAGCAUUGUGCAAGCAAAUAAUAAUAAAUGCUCCGUAGUUAGGUGGUUUGGGGGAGCCUACAGAGAGGGAGAGUUUGCGUCUGGUGCAAUAAUGGGCUGUUUGGGAUUCCUUUUUACUUUUUGCAAGCUUCCACUGUGAAUGUUGUGCCUUCCUUCUGCAUAUCAGAGAAAGCAGGAGAUGUACAGAACUCCCUUUGCAGCUGCCCCAUCUACCACUGUGACUUGUAAAGUCUGCCCCACCUUUGCAGAAGAGCAGAAUAAUCUGUCUUGAGCACAAGGGAGGUGCCCAAGGGACGGGGGUGGGGUGGGGGAGAAGUCAAAAUACUGAUGUAGAAGGACCUUUGAAAGGUAGCUGCAAACAUUUUCAUUUUUAAAAAAUGACCGGAAAUUUGUGAAUUGGGGAAUGUCAGUAUGGUGCCAUUGCACAUACUUUUAGUCUGAUGUGGCCCAUUCAUGUUUCAGAUCUUUUUGUAACACAAAGGUCUACUUUAUUAUACUUUUCUUAUGGUGAGAUUCUUCCUUUUUUAUGUAGUGAAGUAUGCUUGUGAAUUUAUGCUUUUAAUGUACCGUAUGCAUUGUCAAUUAAAUACCUGAGGCACAGCCCUGCAGUACUUACAUAGCAAGUUUUCUAUUUACCCUGUCCUAGAAAGUAUUUCCUCCUUUCUGUUACAAUCAUUACUAAAUAUAUACUGUAUGUAUCAAUUUCCAUCAAACAUAAUUUUUAAAAUAAAAAUCGGUGUCCUCUUUUGUUGUUGUUUUUUGGCGGGGGAGAUGGGUAGGUUGAUUCACUCCCAAACAACAUCUCAUCCGUGGGUGUAGCAAAGGGGAGGCAGGGAGGGGCAGCUGCCCCCUGAAUCAAUAAAAAUACAUUGCAAACAGUAUGUCUUUUUGAAAACGCAGUGUUUGUCAGGAGGGGCAUGUUAAUGCUUUGGCAGAGCUAUGCCAUGAGCUAUGAGCGUGAAUUUAAACACCUUUGCAGCAUGAUAAGGAAAAGAAGUAUUAACAUACCAGUGUCCGGAGCAGAUAAGAUACUCUGGGCGUGUAGUUUUUCUUUUUUCCUGAAACUCUUCAUUUAGCACUAAAGCAGUACAUGUGUCAGAUGAUUCUAUGUUGGAAUUAAACUCUUUUUCAUAUAUAUUUAUAAAUUAAGAAACUGAAAAUGGAAAGCUUAGAAAAAGACCAUUCCUAUUCUGAAAAUCCACAGCAGCCAGUGGUCGCAGCGGAGGACUAUGCAGUUCCAGAGGUUGCUGUCACACGCCAUUUGAGAGACCGAGAGCUUCUCAGAAAAAGGAAAGCCGAGGCGGAAGAAAAAAACACUCACCAGUGGGUCCUGAGGGAGCAGAAGAGGAGCAAGCCAACAGGAAGGGGAAGAGGGGCCCGGAGAGGCAGGGGCAGGGGCAGAGGCCAGCAGCAGGCUCCAGAGCCACAGGAAGAACCUCAGCCGGAAACAGUGGUGGAGGAAGAUAAGCCUGAGCUACAGGUGACUAAACUGGAGGCGGCGGCCCAGAAGAGUCUAGAUCUCCCAGCGAAGUCUUCUAUCCCUUUUCUGGAAGCUGGAGAACUAUAUACUCAGAAGGAACUAGCGGAAGGAGUCCCCCUUGCGAGUGCUGCUGAGGAGCUGUGCACUCAGCAGGAAACAGCUGGUGCAACCCCAGACAGAAGUGCUGUUUUCUCAAUGGAACCAGUGGAGACACCAAGAUCAGAAGAACCAGGAGAAAUUCCUCAAUCCGUGGAAAAUGAUCAUUUGGAACAAAAGUUCUAUGGCUUGCUUUAAUUGGCAGUAAUUUUUCCACUGUUCAACUUGAAACACUGUUAGAAUACAUGAUACCUGCUAUUCUUGUGUGAGCAAUAAAAGCCAGCGGCCUUUGCUGCUGUCACCUUUCUGCAA